Molecule: messenger RNA, 729 nt
Organism: Aspergillus tanneri
Lineage: Eukaryota; Fungi; Ascomycota; Eurotiomycetes; Eurotiales; Aspergillaceae
Exons: 1
Coding region: 1-729 (242 amino acids)
Source: RefSeq, a predicted model, not a curated record
AUGUUCUCCUCCCUGACCUCUUCGGCCGCCAUAUCGAAUCUUGGCACACGACUGAAUUCGUUCCGACGUGCCAUCACCUUGGGUGACGAGGCGGACGAUCCCGACCAUGAGGACUGCUCGCAUAUCUCCAACGUCCUCCGCGCCUAUUAUACCGAGAAAGGUCGUCCGUAUCCCGCCUGGCUUCCUCCCAACCCCAAGGCACCGGCUCCAUCGCCAGCCCGGGUCAUUGCGACAACCCAGAUCCAGCCGGGAGCCGGCAGUACGACGGCCACAUCGACAUAUGGACGCGGUAGCGGGGGAGGAUUGGGUGACCUGUGGGGUGACUCGGGUGCAUCACAAGCUCCGCCUCCCCAGACGGCGAGUCUCCGACGUGGAAGAAGUGCGCAGGGACCGGCUCUGUCCACGACGACUAGUGCACCAGCCGGGUUUCCCGCAACGUCGCCGAGUCAAUCCCCGACGCCGCCCAUGUUGCAUCCGUCCGGGAGCCGACCUUUACCAAGUCAACGAGCCGGCACGCAUCAGCCGAUGGGGGGUGCAAUGGCAGGAGCACCACCGUUGGAACGAGCAACGUCGGCGCAGGAAAGGCUCCGGGCCAGACUACAUGGAGGCCGGUCCCCUAGCCCCGGGCAGAAUCCGAACGGUCGGCCCAAUUUACCAUAUUCUGCAGGGGGAGCGGAUCCUAGUGCACGAAAACCAAUCGGGAUGCCUCCGGGAAGAAUGCGAGGAUAG